AUGAAAAAUGAGGGCAGCACCAUCGUGCACCUGGCCAAUAGUUCUCUCCCGAAAAAAGAAAUGAUGAAAAUAAAUUUAGUGUUGAUUUUAUUGUUAUGCACAGUAUCCAUAAACUCGCAACAACGACAAUCUAUUCAGUUUUGGAAUGAUCACAUAAACGGACAUCUAUCAAGGGGGGUGGAAAAAUUUGCGGUCGCUCUGAACCAAGCUAUUGAUGCUAAUAGAAUAAAAGACGAUAAUAAAAACGUUGUAUUCUCACCAUUGAAUGUAGUAGAACUGCUGGCAGUUAUGCUUCUUGGUUCUGAGGGUAAAAGUAAUGAAACAUUUUGCUCUCUUGGUUUCGAUAAGGAUAAAGUUAUAUCGAAAGAUUCAGAGUUUUUACAUCAUAUGUUUGGGAAUCUCAUAAAUUCAAUACAAUUGGUAAGUAAAGAAAACCGCGGGGAAACUCCAGAACUAGUGUCUGCUAACAGAAUCUUCGUGCAAAACGGAUACUCGAUUCGACCAAAUUAUGCCGCUUUUGUUCGUGAUGUUUACAAUUAUGACAUCACCCAAGUUGAUUUUCAUGUUCCUUCCAUAACAAAAGACAUCAAUAAUUGGAUCAAGUCAGCGUCACGUGGUAAAAUAAAUAAUUUUUUGCAAGAACCACCUAGUGAUUUGACAGAAAUCUUUAUUGCAUCUACAUUACACUUCAAAGGCCAAUGGAAGUACCCUAGAAUUCGCAUGACUGAUUAUAAUGACAAUCCAAGAUUAGGAGCUGAUAUAGUCGGUUUACCUUAUAAAAUUAACAAUGUUAAUGGAUCAAUGUCCGAGGUAACAAUGUUCAUCGUAUUGCCACAUCAGGAUGUUCCUCUGAGCGACAUUUUAUCAAGUUUUACCAAACGUGACAUCAAUUUAUAUCUAAGUUAUAUGAUACCAUUUUAUGAUGUUACGGUAGAAUUACCGAAAAUGAAACUAUCGAGUACACUUAAUUUGCGUGAUACUUUACAGUCACUCGGGUUUACUUCAAUGUUUAUUCCAAAAGUAGCUAAUCUAGGGUUGAUGUCAACUGGUCAAUCACAAUCGUUUAAAGACGAACUUCUAAAUGUUUCGAAAAUAAGAACUGAAAAUUUUAAUAAUGAAGAGGAUCGUUCAAUUCCCGCAAACUUUCAACAAUAUGUAAAAACUAAAAAUUUUCCUUCUUAUGGUUUGGAUGAACUGCGUGAAAGCAGAAACUUUGAUAAUCCUGGCUUGUAUGUGUCCCGUGCAGAUCAUAAAGUUGAAAUAGACAUCACUGAAAGAAGCACUGAAGCUGCUGCAGUUUCUUACGUGAUUAUAAACUACCUUUCCUUGCAAUGGGUACCAAUUAAGUUUAAGUGUAACCGUCCGUUUUUAUUAUUCAUUAGACAUAAACCUUCAGGUUUAAUUUCAUUCUGGGGAGUUGUUCGCAAACCUACUCCUUAUUAUAAAUAA
Cotesia congregata is the source of this 1449-nucleotide messenger RNA. Lineage: Eukaryota; Metazoa; Arthropoda; Insecta; Hymenoptera; Braconidae. The record is from the annotation of a GenBank genome assembly.